Molecule: messenger RNA, 305 nt
Organism: Dioscorea cayenensis subsp. rotundata (Guinea yam)
Lineage: Eukaryota; Viridiplantae; Streptophyta; Magnoliopsida; Dioscoreales; Dioscoreaceae
Product: dual specificity protein phosphatase PHS1-like
Exons: 2
Coding region: 81-305 (74 amino acids)
Biological process (GO): response to abscisic acid; cortical microtubule organization
Molecular function (GO): phosphoprotein phosphatase activity
Source: RefSeq, a predicted model, not a curated record
UCUAGUGGGGAACUAGUAAAGCCUAAGCCUUGUGAUCAGGCUCAGAGAUUAGCUUGCUGGCUAGGGUGGGCAAUGCUUCCAUGCUUGACAUUGAAUCAGAAUCAUCCUCAUGUGAUGCUCUCUCAUCCUUGCAUCAUACCAAGUAUACCACCAAUGCUAAUCAUUCUGAGGAUGAAUUAAAUAAAUCUCUGGAGGUGACAGUGAAUUCUGGAGGUGUUGUUUUCUAUGCUCUGUUUAACAACAUGAGCCGUGAUGAUCUCUUGCAAAAUGAAGCUGUGGUGGUGAUCAAAUUUUCAACUUCUUGA